Molecule: messenger RNA, 767 nt
Organism: Durio zibethinus
Lineage: Eukaryota; Viridiplantae; Streptophyta; Magnoliopsida; Malvales; Malvaceae
Product: small ribosomal subunit protein uS19x-like
Biological process (GO): translation; ribosomal small subunit assembly
Cellular component (GO): cytosolic small ribosomal subunit; ribosome
Molecular function (GO): RNA binding; structural constituent of ribosome
Source: RefSeq, a predicted model, not a curated record
CUAAUCUCAUCUCAAAUAACAAAAAUCCCAUGCUCUUAAAAUGCAAACAUUUCUAAAAUUCUGAUUCUAGGGUUUUCAGCCUUUAUAUAUAAGUAACUUAUAGAAAAUUCUUCCUACUUCUUCCACCUUAAAAACCAUACCGGCUACAGCUCUAGCUUCAGAGCCCAAAGCUUUAACCAUGGCGGAUGUGGAGACAGAUGUGGCGGCGGCCGGAAUUCCAAAGAAGAGAACAUUCAAGAAGUUUAGCUUCAGAGGCGUUGAUUUGGAUGCUCUCCUUGAUAUGUCCACCGAUGAGCUCGUCAAGCUGUUCCCUGCUCGUGCCCGCAGAAGGUUCCAGAGGGGUCUCAAGCGAAAGCCCAUGGCUUUGAUUAAGAAACUCCGCAAGGCGAAAAGGGAGGCCCCACCUGGCGAGAAGCCAGAACCAGUCAGAACACACCUGCGUAAUAUGAUCAUUGUUCCCGAAAUGAUUGGAAGCAUUAUUGGUGUGUACAAUGGCAAGACAUUCAAUCAAGUUGAAAUCAAGCCUGAAAUGAUUAGCCAUUACCUUGCUGAGUUCUCUAUUUCAUACAAGCCAGUUAAGCACGGUAGACCUGGUAUUGGUGCUACUCAUUCUUCUAGGUUCAUUCCUCUGAAGUGAAGUCCUUUCCUGGUGUUACUAUGAAGAGAUAUUUAUGUUGAUCAAAUUUUGUUUGUUGCACUUUUGGUAAUGACAAUUUUAUAUCCUUUCAGUUGUUACAUCAGAUAAUGAGACUUGCUUAUGUUUUAAA